AUGCCAGGCACAUUGGUUGAGGAGUUUUUUGCACACAGGCACCGCCGCUCGGUCGUGUCGUCGUUUGUGCCAGCGCCUCAUGAACAGUGGACGCCUCCUGUUUACGUCAAGAGCAAAGGACAUGCCGAGUCCAUUCGUCGCUCGAUCCGACGCAAUCUGCUCUUUGCAACUAUCCCACAAGAUACGAUGCAGGUGCUCGUGAACGCUAUGAAGCAUGUUGCUGUGGACGCAGGCAUGAACAUUGUGGCGCAAGGCGACGUGGCUGGAGACACGUUUUAUAUCGUGGCAAGCGGUGUCUGCGAUGUGGUAGUGGACGACCGGGUCGUAGGGGACGUGUGUGCGACGUCUACGCGUAACUUCUUUGGCGAGCUGGCGCUGCUGUACGACUCGCCCAGAGCUGCGACCGUGCGGGUCAGGACCCGUGUUGAGUGCUGGACACUGGAUCGGAGGACGUUCAAGUGCGUGCUUAUGGCAACAACGAUGCAACAACGCGCUCUUUACCUCGACUUUUUGGGCCACGUGCCGAUCUUUUCAACGCUGUUGAGCUAUGAGAAGAUGACAGUGGCAGAUGCGUUGCGCGAAGCGUUUGUCGAGUCAGGAGACAUCAUCCUCACCGAGGGGUCUACAGGGGACGAUUUCUAA
Messenger RNA from Hyaloperonospora brassicae, 642 nucleotides. Lineage: Eukaryota; Oomycota; Peronosporomycetes; Peronosporales; Peronosporaceae. The record is from the annotation of a GenBank genome assembly.